AUCAGUACAAAGCAAAGCAUACCAAGUAAUGGUAUGAUUUGUAUGACGAUAGGAUGAAAUAUAAAAUAUUUUUAUUAAUUUUCAUAAAUAAUGAGUCAUGUAUACUUUGAAUAAUUUUUUACAAUUACUGACUAUUUAUUUUCUUUACUUAUUUACUAAUUAAACUUUUGGAGUGUUUUCAUUGUGUUGAAUGUAAAAUUUUAUCUAUGAGUUUAUCAAGUUUAACAUAAACAAUCAGGUGUAUGGAAUUUAUAAAUUUUGAACUUAACAGUGGAGAUGCAUUCAUCACGUACACCAAGGAAAUUUCCUGUUUUUGUAUUUCCUCAGAGUAUUACUUUUUAUUUAGAUGAUCAGUCAACACAUAAACAAGUGUUAACACUUUAUAAUCCUUAUGAAUUUCCAGUUAAAUUUAAAGUGCUAAGUACUGCUCCAAAUAAAUAUAAAGUAGUUGAUCCUGAAGGAACAAUUAAGUCAAGAUGCUGUGUGGAUAUUGUUGUAAGACACACGGCUUUACUAGUUGCCAAUUGCAAUGUGGUAGAUAAAUUUAGGAUUCAAAUGCAAGAACAUCCUACAAAACAAGUAAUAGGAAAACGAGAUGUCGAAGCAAAACUAUUAUCUGGAGCCAGUGAUCCGGGAAGACGUACUCCAGAUCCUGAGAUGUUUCAACAAUUACCUCUUAAUGAAACUAGACAACAAAGAAAUUAUUCAUUAGCUUCUCAAGCACGGACAAUAGAAAGAGGAACGAAUUAUAUAGCACUCAUUGCGGGAAUUGUCUGUAUCAUCGGGUUACUGUUACCUACCGAAGGAGAACAAAGUCUAAGCAUACCUGAAUAUCUUUAUCUAUCAGUUAAUUUCAAACUUAUAUUGUCUUUUGUAUUAGGAUUGGUUACAAUCAUAAUUUUGAGAUUGUAAUCGCUUGCAAAGAUUUCAUGGAAAAAAUUUUUACAUAAUUUAAAACUUUAACGUAAUUAACGAGAAAAACGCACAACAUACGUAAGAAUUGUUUCAAGUGAUAUUACGUAGUUUUUUUCUUUUUUCGACAUAACACAGUUGUUUUCUUUUCCAACGCAAGUCUGUGAAAAUAUAUUGAUAGAAUUUUACGUCGUUUUCCUUUCACUCUUUUGAAUACAUAAUAACUAUGAAUGGAAUAUUUUUUUAUUUAUCACAUAAAAAAACGCUUAUUAAUUUAAUACAGAUCGUCGUGGUAUGCUAUAUUUACUCUAUUUUGUAAAUAUUUUUGAAUAAUUAAUUCUGACAUACAUAAAGUUUAUGUAAGGGACUUUUAUCUGUAAUUUAAUCUUUGAUGAAGAUGUCACUAAAGAAUGAUAACUGAUAGAAUACUAUCUUGUGUGUCAUGAAAUUCGUAAAUUAAGUUACAUAUUACUCCUAAAAGUACGAAAAUCAUAAUAAAAUAAAGAAAAUUUAUAAAAUACAUAUUUUUUUUUAUA
Messenger RNA from Cotesia glomerata, 1448 nucleotides. Its product is annotated as motile sperm domain-containing protein 1-like. Gene Ontology annotation, cellular component: cytoplasm. The record is from RefSeq and is a predicted model, not a curated record. The transcript has 6 exons. The coding region runs from base 277 to 912 and encodes 211 amino acids. Lineage: Eukaryota; Metazoa; Arthropoda; Insecta; Hymenoptera; Braconidae.